CACAAAUGUAUCAGUGUUUGAAAUGUCCUUAUUCAACUUCUAAACUAUUCCAGUUGAACAGACACAUGUGGACCCAUUCAGAUGAGAAGCCAUUUAAAUGUGGCCAGUGUAACUAUAUGACAACUAAGAAGCAUGCUCUGAAGCAACAUGUAGAGAGAGUUCAUAAAGAACUUAAACCGCUAAAAUGCAGUCUCUGCAGUUAUAAAACAAGAUAUCAUAACAAACUUAUGAAGCAUGCAAAAAGCCACAUUACUCCUCGCAUCUACCUGUGUUCCAUUUGUUACUAUGCAGCUUCCCAAAGGCGCAGUCUUCAACUCCACGUCAAUGCAAGACACGCAGACUGCUCUGAUCAUACAGGGAGUACUUCAGAAGUACAAAAUUAUCAGGAAUGUUCUGCCCAAAGCAGUCAUGAAGAUGUGGAACAGGACCAUUGCAAAAGUAAAGUGGAUACAAAUGACACCAACAAUGCUAGCAUUCUAAAACCAGAGAAAAAUGAAACUUUGCCAGAACACGUGGAAAACUGCAAUGUUACCUGUCAGGUGGUAACAAGUGGUCAAAAACCAGCUUCAGAGAAUAGUAUGUCAACUCGUGAAAACAAGAUAUCACAGUGUAAAAGAAAGAAAGCAAAUGAAGUAUCAGGCAGGGCGAAGAAAGCUAAAAGAAAGACCACCAGAAGAAAGCCAAAGCCACUGAGUCGCUCACUGUGCGAAUAUGAAGCUGCCACUCAUACUGGCCUUAAGAAGCACCAAAAGCAGCAUAUCAACCUUCCUAUUUGUUGCUAUGCAACUUCCAAGGAACACGAGGUUCAACUCAACAUCAAGUCAAGCAGGCCUGACUGCUCUGCUAACAGCUGUGAUGUGGAGCAAAGCAUACAGGAUACAGAGAGAAAGAAAUCUGGCACACCUCUAUCUGAAAAUAGUUUAGCAGUUGUUGCAAAGAAAGAAAGCAAAUAAUCAAGCAGGGUAAAUGGCACUAAGUGUGUUUAAUUCAAAUUUUGA
Molecule: messenger RNA, 998 nt
Organism: Protopterus annectens (West African lungfish)
Lineage: Eukaryota; Metazoa; Chordata; Ceratodontiformes; Protopteridae
Product: RE1-silencing transcription factor B-like
Exons: 2
Coding region: 6-953 (315 amino acids)
Biological process (GO): regulation of gene expression
Cellular component (GO): nucleus
Source: RefSeq, a predicted model, not a curated record